Molecule: messenger RNA, 3177 nt
Organism: Fusarium venenatum
Lineage: Eukaryota; Fungi; Ascomycota; Sordariomycetes; Hypocreales; Nectriaceae
Biological process (GO): cell adhesion
Molecular function (GO): carbohydrate binding
Source: RefSeq, a predicted model, not a curated record
AUGUCACUAUUACUGGCGCCAUACAACAAUGGCAUGCGCCUAGGCCAAGGUUUCAAUUCAUACACGCAACAAAUUUGCAUUGAUGACGCCGUGGUCAUUGACCCAGACCGUGUUGACAAUUCCGUCACCAACGAUGGUUUCACAAUGCGUGAGCUUCGGCAUGCCAUCGGCGCUCGAGCUGGUGGUGAUGAUUACGCCGACGAAGAAGAAGAAGAAGAUGCGAUAGACGCUCUUCCAGAACCAACUGCUCUACCAACAAUUACAGCAUCAGGAACAGAAGUAACAGCAGAUGGGACAGGCAAGACUGCUGAUGCCACUCCCGCCGCUACAAAGGCGCUUGACACUAUCGCAAUUCAACUGCGAGAGGACGCCAAAACAGUCGAGAAGCUUGUUUCAGACGUGGCCUCGCUAGAGACUUUGAUUGAGGAAGCUGUCGACCCUUCUAGUGCCGAAACAAAGCGCAAUAUUCUUUUGCUUGAGAAGAAACGCAUGCGUCUAGCACGUAUCAAGACCAAUGGCACUGGUCUCAAAGGCAAGAAGCUUCGGGGCACAGUCAAGGCGCUGUCACAACGAGGGCCAAGUCAAAUUGUUACCUACAGCUCACGAUUUGUUAACAAAAUCAGUGAGAUUACAGAUGACAUGAAUAUCUCAGGGUCUUUGUCCAUCAAGUACGGAUCAAUUGGCGGUGCAGGCAAAGGCUCGUUUGUGGACUCUGACAAGUUCAAAGAGAGUGACCUCAACUUCUUCAUCAGCGUCAAGGUCAUCAACCAGAGUAUCAACAUCAAAGAUGCUCUUGUUUUUCAAGGUCUUCCUUCUGUGGACCAGUCAAACUUCCGAAGCGUCUUUGGAGAUUGCUACAUCGCUGGCUUCCUCGAAGGUGGCGAGUUCAACGCUCUGGUCAGCAUGAAAGUGGUCAACAAGGCUAAGGCCAUGAGCAUCAAGGCUGAGGCCGAGGUGGCGUUGAGCGUCGGUGCUGUCGAUCUGAAAGCAACGGCUAAAGUCGACAUCGACAAGUCCAAUUUCUCCUCCCAGACAGAAACUACAAUUCAGGUCGGCUGGUCUGGUGGUGGCCAUAUCAAACCAAUGGACCAACCUUGGACAAUCCAGUCUCUAAUGGAGACAGCUGCCAGGUUUCCUGACCUUGUGGCCAGCACACCUCAGCGAACUUAUGCCAUAUUGACAAAGUACGAGUCCCUUCGUAGCUUCAUGGCUUUGAAGCCUCCAGCACUUACACCCAUGUACUAUGAAAAUGCCUCGAUUUAUACCAAUGCUCUACUCGAUGCGUACAUGGACUACAAGAAUAUCUACCGUAAUAUCGGCACUGAGCUAUACGACAUCCAAGCUGGCACGAAAAGAAUAGAACCAUGGGUUUCUAAGGAGGGCGAGCUAACAUUCACCAAAAACACAGAAACCGGCGAUAACAAGAUCGAGCUACGCUUCGAGGCGACAAUCAAAGGUCUUGACCUUGCUCGUCGUGCAUGCCGUUUCCAGAUGAUCAAGAUCGUCAACGAAGUUGAUGCUGUGGAAAAGAACCCAGGGAUAGCUGCCGAGGAGACAAGGCCCGAGGCAUACCAGAGCACUAUCGUUUUCCGUGAACGCAUGCCUGUUGUCACCAACGUGGAAAAAAUGCCCCAUCUCAAAAUCUUUGGCACUGAAGAACCUGCACCCAAGUUGAUUGAAUCAAAAGAGGGCGACGGUAUACUGGAGCCCGAGUUGGACAAGGCGAACAGCUACAGGGAGACUCAACCCGAUAUAGGUGUAUCGAUGAGACUAGCUCCCAUGGUAGGCUCGGCCUUUGGUGCCUUGUUCUGUAACUUGGACUUUGUCAAGGCCGACUUUAGUCUCAGGACAGUCACGGUCGAGGUUGAGAAUGGAGUCGUUGUUGCCAUCAGUGUUCGAUAUGCCAACGGUCUCCAGGCAACCGUGGGUACACCAGGAGGAAGUCACAAAGUCUCACUUACACUUAGGCCCUCCGAGGGCCAAAAAAUCAUCGCUUGCUCCAUCGAGACGGGUCGACGAAAGGAUAGCCCUGACGCUACGACACGCGUCACGGCACUUCGCUUGUACACCAAUCGUGGUCCUGACCUAGAAGGUCAUGCGAAGGAUUGGGUUCAAUCACAGAAUGAAACAGGUUUGAGAGAUGGUAUUGAGUUUAAGGAUCUCAAACUUGUUCAUUUCGAUCCUCUUCUCGUGAAUGCUCACGUCAAGGGUUUCUGGGGCCAUGCUCUGACAACCAAUACUGGUAUCAACUCCAUCAGUGGCGUGUAUCGUUUGGCACCAAUCUGGGGUAAUAAGGAGGAUACUUCCCAAACAGGUGAUUCCUCGAUGGAAGCUGACAUGUCACUCGUUCGUACCCAACCCGAACAGCAUCUGAUCAAUUGUCGUGAACGCCUUGGCUGGAAAGACUAUGUUGCUGGACGCAGUGCAGUGCUCGAACAAUCCUUCUAUAAGCCUCUUCCUCUUAUACCUACAGUCAUUUAUGGCUUCCGUCACAUUGACGUCGCACAUACUGACUCCCCUCGUGUUGCUCUCACUCUGCCAUCGGUCACAGAAUGGGGAUUCUCACUGGGUCUCAAAUCCUUCCUCCACAACACCUGGAAUCUGGAAGCGAAUGUCAUGGUCCUCCCAAAUGGAGUUUUCCCCUUCCAGCAUGGUUUCGUAGAUGCAAGUGAUAAUCCAGGUGGUCGCAAAGCAACGGAGAAUGCGUCGAUUCAUGUCACGUUCGCCAAACCUUUUGCCAAGACACCAAAAGUGGCCGUAUGGUUUACAGAGAUACAUCAACCCAAGGGUCAUCGCAGUCUCAAGACAUACGUUGCUGAAGUUAGUAAUACAGGUUUGCGGAUCAAUAUUGAGACAUGGGCUGGACGCGAGUUCGACAACGCUCGUGUAGCAUACCUGGCGUAUCCAGAUGGAAGCGAUUACAUCAAGGGAGGAAGUUCUGACUUUGUACCCAAAGAGGACUGGAGAGAGACAGAAUGGCCUGGCGGACCAUUCAAGAAGGAGCCCAACGUUUUUACUGCCAUCAAUUACAUUGAUAUUGGAUUGAGUGAGAGCACGCUUGACAUUCUGGUCACGCACCAGACUGCUUCUAGUACAGGUUUGAGACAUUGUGGUUGGGGGUCUCCUGGGACAGCUCUUGUGAUGAUAGGUAUGUGUUGGAUCGGUAUCUCUUGCUAG